This is a messenger RNA of Rhagoletis pomonella (apple maggot), 2682 nucleotides long. RefSeq names its product phenoloxidase-activating enzyme-like. Gene Ontology annotation, biological process: proteolysis. Bases 242 to 2548 code for a protein of 768 amino acids. The transcript is spliced from 14 exons. Gene Ontology annotation, molecular function: serine-type endopeptidase activity. The record is from RefSeq and is a predicted model, not a curated record. NCBI's taxonomy places the organism in Eukaryota, Metazoa, Arthropoda, Insecta, Diptera, Tephritidae.
AGGGGCUUGGUUAUUUUUCCAAUACAAUGAAUUCAACGAUAAGUAGGAACAGUUGCGCAUUAUUCAUAAAUUUCUUUUAAUUGAUAAGAAACAGUUGCGCGAAAUAUAAACACAGCGCUUGAAAUAAUAAAAAUAUUACAAAUUAAAAAAUAAAGUCGGAAUCACAUAGCAGUUAGUUUUCAAAGGCAGCGUAGAGUGAACUAAAAGCGGCGGAAGUAUAGCGCUAAAAUUUCUGUAAAAAAUGGAUAAUCUAGCCAGUGUAGGAUUAGCAUGUUUGUGCUGUCUAAAUCUGCUCUUCGUAAGAGUUAAUUGCGAUUUUGUGCAAUGUGAGACCCCAAAUGGCUCAAUUGGAAGCUGCAAAUUACUUGUUGCCUGCGAGAGCCUUUAUAAUCUUGCCAAGAAUCCGCAAACGGAAGAGAAUGCAGACUUUUUACGCAGAAGUCAAUGUGGAGUCGCAAAUAAUAGUCCACUUGUUUGCUGUGCAGAAGCCCAAAAUGAAGUAGCUACCCAACUAUGUCACACACCAAAUGGAGAAGAAGGUAAUUGUGUAGUCAUAGAAGAAUGUCGGCUUUUGUAUAAUCUGGCUUUGAAAAAGGAUAUAACGCAAGCAGAAAUAGCAUUUUUGAGAGGCAGCAAAUGCGGAAAUGAAGUCGAUAGCAGAUAUGUUUGUUGUCCAAAACUGAAGGCAUUGGACAUUGCGCCAAAACCAAAAGUUCGUGCAAUCUUCGAUGAAAUUCACGAUAUUGCAACAUGUCAAACACCAGACGGACUAGCAGGCGAGUGUAUAGCCAUAGAUGAUUGCAAUGCCUUGAGUUACCUUUUUCAAAAAGAGCAAUUAACGGCGGCUGAAUUGUUAUUCGUACGGCGAAGCGAAUGUGAAACAGGAGAGUCUCAAAUUUGCUGUCCGAAGACAUCGAGUAAAGAUGACGAAGAGCAGAAAAUUAAAAAAGCGGUAAACGCAGCUGUUCGUUUUCUGUCCACGUAUUGGCCAUAUACCGCCUUCAAGUGGUUUACCUCAUUUCCAUCCUGCGUAACAUCAUUCGAGAUGGUUGGUGAGUGUAUACCAGUACAGAAUUGCAGCGUUAUGAUGAAUAUAGUAUUAAAAGUCAAUCCAACACAAGCUGAAAUAGUUUUGUUGCGAGCUAAUCAAUGUGGAUAUGACAACAAAGUUCCUUUGAUAUGUUGCCCAAAGCUGGAAGUACCACUAGCGCAAGCAGAAACAACCACAACCAAAAUUGAAAUUGGAACAGAAAAUGGAACUGGAAUUGAAGUCCCCGCCAAUGAAACAUGCGUAACUCCAAAUGGCGCACUUGGUGACUGUAUAGCUUUGGAAAAUUGCAAUUCUUUAUUAAAACUUCAUCAAAAAGAAAGCCUAACCCAAGAAGAGUUACAAUAUUUAGCAGAAUGCGAAUGUGAGAGCCCAAAUUCAGAGGAAGUGAGAGUUUGUUGCCCCAAAACGUUAGAGAUAGUGGAAGAAGAGGUGAGAACUACUACAACAGAAGCUGCUCUGGAGGAGAGAAAAUGCGAAACUCCCAAUCAAGUGGCUGGUAUUUGCUUAUCCCUCAUUCAGUGCAAAUCUUUAAUGAAAAUAAUGCACAAAAAUGAGUUUUUCGAGAAUGAUAUGCAAUACUUGCGUGCCAGUUUUUGUGCAGAUGCAGAUAGAUUUCCGAUGGUUUGCUGUCCCGAUAUUUCAAUGACUGAAGAUACAUUCUUACCGCUGCCUCCAUAUUGCGGAAAAGUAUUAGUAGAAAAUAAUACCGAUGAUACUGCUACCACAACAACAGAUAUCGAUGAAUAUCCCUGGACGGCAUUGCUCGUCUACACUAAUCCAAGAGGUCAACUCAGUUUUCCCUGUGGCGGUACGCUAAUCCACGAGCAUUUUGUGCUCACCGCUGCGCAUUGUCUUGAACAGGAAGCUGGUAUUAGUAAGUUAACUGGCGUACGCUUGGGUGAAUGGGCUACUCAAGUGAGUAAGGAUUGUCAAAGUAAAAAUGCCGAACACGAACUCUGCGCACCCACACAACAUGAUGUGGCUGUAGAAAAGUUGAUUACUCAUCCAAAAUACAAUUCGACGAAUAACGACUUAGCACUGCUGCGCUUAGCUGAAGUAGUUUCAUUUACUCGCUUCAUUAGUCCGAUAUGUUUGCUUUUCGGCAGUAGCCACCUUGCGUAUCCGUUGGCAGGCACCACUAUGUACGUUGCCGGUUGGGGCGCAAAGAGCACGAGUGAAAUAAACAGUUUUAAAAUGAAGUCUUCUCUUGCGGUGCAAAAUUUGACAGCAUGCAUGAUCCAAUAUUCGACUACGGCUGGGAUUAAUUUGACUGAUCGUCACAUCUGCGCAGCUGGUAAAAAUGCGGCUGACAGCAUCAUAGUUGACUCGGGUGGGGCGUUGAUGACUUUAGUGGAGAUCGGGAAAGUUCAGUCAUAUUUUUUAGUUGGCGUGAACACACUGAGUUAUGAAUACUCACUGAGGAGAGGUUUUGCUGGUGUUUAUACGCAUAUUGGCGCCUAUCUGGAUUGGAUAAGAAAUGAAAUUAAGAACAACUGAAUAAAAUUCGAUAUUUUUGAAAUUGAAAUGGAACUAUAUUAUGCGAAGAAGAUGUGCUUUCUGAGAAAUUGGACCAUUUGUAAAAAUACUGCUGAGGACAGCGCUUCUUAAAAAUUAAUUUAUUGAGAGUUUUC